AUGAACCCGACGGCAGGCGACCGCGGGACGCUGUCGCCGCUGCCCGAGUAUCACCGCCGAGGCCUCACCGUGCUGACGGCGUUCUCCGCGCUCUCCUUCAUCUCGACCACGUGCCUUUGGCUCUUCAUCACGUACAAGCUGGUGUCGUUUCGAUGGCACAAAUUCAGACAGCGGAGGCAGAAGAAGAGAAAGGGGCAGGAGCAGAUUCAAGAGCAAGUGGAGAUAAGGGAUCCGGACUUCUCUUUGGGCCUGGACCAGCGACAUGAGCACCUCGAAGGUCGGACGAUUCUCGACCAGCUGCAGGAGCUCGACAGGCUGCGGUCGGAGCAGGAGCAGCAGGGGCAGCACAACCAGCAGCAGAGCUCCGCGGGGGGCGAGGAGCAGAUGCAGGAUGGGAUUGGUGACGACAAACAAGAUGACUGCAACCCCUUCCCGAUUCUGGUGUACCACCUCCUCCUCGCCGACAUGCAAGAGGCGAUGGCAUACGGUUUGAGUAUACACUGGCUGUCAGAAGAUGGAAUCUACGCUCCUUCGAGUGUCUGCUGGGCCCAGGGAUGGUUUGGCUCUGUCAGCAACCUCGGUGCCAGCCUCUUCCUCUCGGCCAUAUCCGUGACCACAUUCUGCACGAUUGUCCUUGGACACAAACCCUCGAGGAGAACACUCUACGCAGUCGUGACUUGCAUCUGGCUAUUCACCUACGGCAUCAACACAGCGGGUGUGCUCUGUUCUAUGCGCAGCACACCGGUGGUCAAGAUGGGCGAGUCAUAUUUCAUGAGGGCAAAUGUCUGGUGCUGGAUCAGCUCCGAGUACACCCCCUGGCGCCUCUGGUCCCACUACUUCUGGGUCAUAAUCUCAAUAACCCUCACCCGCCUGCACACGCCCGAGUCGGCCCGCCGCGAGCGCGAGGCCCCCCAAAAGUCGGGCUACCACCCGGCCUUCCUGGUGUACCCCUUCAUCUACCUCAUCUGCAUCGCCCCCCUCGUCAUCGGGCGCGUCUCCAUCAUCCUGGGCUACGACCUGGGCAUUUGCUUUUUUGCGUUCGCGGGGUCCAUCCUCGCCGCCAACGGGCUGUUCAACUCGGCGCUGUGGACGACGACCAUACUCUUCAGCGCGCCAGACGACAUGCUGGCCACGGGGCUGGACCGCUUCAGCUUCAUGCGCACUCCCGCGCGCAAUUAUGGCCACACCGUUAUCAUCAGCGGCCCCGUGAGCCAGGGCUACGCGGGGACGUACCGCGCCAGGCAGCAGCAAGAGAAGGAGAAAGGGGGCAGGAGGGAGUGGUGGUGGUGGCGGUUCGGCGGCCAGCGACCCUGGGGCAGGUCUUAUGUUAGCACGCAUGAGUGCCUGAACCCGGACCUGAUACGGGUUCAUUCUACGCCGACGCCCGUGGUGGAGGGGCCUUAUAUCCACAUGAAUGUUGUCACUCGGGUGGUUGUUGAGGAUGCGAAUAGAAAGGAGGGUAAUUCCUAG
This is a messenger RNA of Diaporthe citri, 1470 nucleotides long. RefSeq lists its product as uncharacterized. Gene Ontology annotation, cellular component: plasma membrane. The record is from RefSeq and is a predicted model, not a curated record. The coding region runs from base 1 to 1470 and encodes 489 amino acids. NCBI's taxonomy places the organism in Eukaryota, Fungi, Ascomycota, Sordariomycetes, Diaporthales, Diaporthaceae. Gene Ontology annotation, biological process: adenylate cyclase-activating G protein-coupled receptor signaling pathway. The transcript is spliced from 3 exons. Gene Ontology annotation, molecular function: G protein-coupled receptor activity.